Molecule: messenger RNA, 957 nt
Organism: Talaromyces rugulosus
Lineage: Eukaryota; Fungi; Ascomycota; Eurotiomycetes; Eurotiales; Trichocomaceae
Exons: 2
Coding region: 1-957 (318 amino acids)
Source: RefSeq, a predicted model, not a curated record
AUGGUCCAGACGCGCUCUGGAGAGGUCUCGACGGCCAGCGACUCGAGGCCAGUCCACAAGCCAGCAGCAGAGAAAGGCUCAAAGAACCAGGUCAAAGCCAAGACCGUCAAUGAGAAUGCUCAAAAAAAUGAACCAAUUGAAGCCAGAGAUGACCCGGCUAAACGUAAACGAGAUGAAAAUGAAGCUCAACCACCAGACGAAGUCGAAGGCCAGCCGCUGUCUCAUAACGAGCAGCCACCUCCCAAAAAGGCAACUAGGGAAGAGGAGGCAGAAGAUGAACCAACUCCCAAAGCUGAACAGUUGGAAGAAACCACUGUACACAAAAUCAUCAAGACCAUAGACGAGUAUGGCAGCCUUCCUCUAGCAGGAAUGGCGGUAAAAGAGCCCCUGAAGCCCACUCCGGAGACUCUCCUUGCAAUGGUCAUUCAUUCGAUGCUUAGAUCGACACGGAUCUCUCAUUUGCUAGCAGAAAAGGCUUCUGUUCGAGUGAUUAAUGCCGGUUAUCACGAUAUUAAUAUUCUGUCCGAAGCUUCCUGGGAUGACAAGGUCAAGGUACUUUCCGAAGGGGGAUAUAACCGCUAUCGUGAAGCCACAGCAACGAAGCUGGGCGACCUAGCCGAUUUAGUAAAUGGAAAAUACGACGGCGAUCUCAACAACUUACUCCAAAAAGCCGAGCACAAGCCCGAGCAUGUGCGCCAACUAAUUCGAGAAAUCAAAGGAUUUGGCGACGUGGCAACUGAUCUGUUCUGCGAUGACGCGCAGGCUGUGUGGCCCAUUCUCGCACCGACUAUUGAUCAUCGCAGCCUCGAUACUGCUGAUGAUGUUGGAAUCGGUCGGGAUAUCGACAGUCUUUACACGCUUUUGGGGCGCGACCCUGUGCAGAUGAGCAAAUUGGCAAGGGGGUUGUCCAACGUGAGGCUCUCAAAGAGAACGGAGGAGAUUGAGCAGGAAGAGUAA